UUCGAAGUUAUCAUCGGAUUGUUUUAGGUAUAUAGAAAAAACAAAAUAAAAGAAAAAUAAUGACCGGUCGUGGAAAAGGUGGUAAAGGACUUGGAAAAGGGGGUGCAAAACGACACCGAAAAGUUUUACGUGAUAAUAUCCAAGGAAUUACCAAACCUGCUAUUAGAAGAUUAGCUAGACGUGGAGGAGUAAAACGUAUAUCGGGAUUAAUUUACGAAGAAACUCGUGGAGUUUUGAAAGUGUUUUUGGAAAAUGUUAUUAGAGAUGCCGUAACAUAUACUGAACAUGCUAAGAGAAAAACGGUAACGGCUAUGGAUGUUGUUUAUGCUUUAAAACGUCAAGGUCGUACUUUAUAUGGUUUUGGUGGUUAAUUUUCAUUUUUCAUAUUUGAAGUAGAAGAAUAUGUCCUCCAUCGCAUUCUUCCCAUAGCAUAUGUAUAUAUACAAAAAAAAA
This is a messenger RNA of Diorhabda sublineata, 453 nucleotides long. RefSeq names its product histone H4. Gene Ontology annotation, cellular component: nucleosome. Gene Ontology annotation, biological process: nucleosome assembly. The transcript has a single exon. Gene Ontology annotation, molecular function: DNA binding; structural constituent of chromatin; protein heterodimerization activity. NCBI's taxonomy places the organism in Eukaryota, Metazoa, Arthropoda, Insecta, Coleoptera, Chrysomelidae. The record is from RefSeq and is a predicted model, not a curated record. The coding region runs from base 60 to 371 and encodes 103 amino acids.